Coccinella septempunctata (seven-spotted ladybird) is the source of this 2423-nucleotide messenger RNA. RefSeq lists its product as uncharacterized. NCBI's taxonomy places the organism in Eukaryota, Metazoa, Arthropoda, Insecta, Coleoptera, Coccinellidae. The transcript is spliced from 10 exons. The record is from RefSeq and is a predicted model, not a curated record. Bases 176 to 2011 code for a protein of 611 amino acids.
AUUUUGAUCUGUGAUUAUGAUUCAUUGAUUAAUUAUUCAUUCAUUAUGAUUUCUUAAAUUUCUAUUCCAACGUACAUUUUUUUUAUACAUACUUGUUAUAUUUGUAAAUUUUAUACCUCGAAUAUAAAAAUAAGAAAGCAGUAGAAGGGUAUCUCUUAGAUACUCAGUUAAAGAAAUGGAAAAGUGGAAAAUAAUUGUUCUCUUAUUAGCUGCUUUUGCAUGUGAAGGAGUUUUUGCUAAUUGUACCAUACCCAAAAUCAUGCGAGGAGCAUGGUUCUCUUGGGAAAAACAGAAUACCAUGACUGAAAUGGACCCAGAGUAUCUGAUGAGGAGAGGUGAAAAAAUGAAAUGCAUUGAUAUGAGAGCGAGCUAUAAUGUCAACUACACAAUGGUAUUCAGGGAAAGUACAGAGUGCUUCAAGUGUAUAAAGUUUUUAGUUCGAACUUUAAAUGUAUUAGAAAAAAUGGAAACACCUUGUAUCAAUAUACCAGAGCAUCAAGCAACAGUAGAAUAUGUUUGUAAAGACUUAGAUCCUCAUCAAACAAUCAUUACUUUGUUCUCUGAGACUUAUGUCCCAGUCAAUUGUCGUUCAUCUUUGGAAGGGGUUUGGAAUUUUGCUUACCAGAAUCGUUUCAAAUUUACGGGUGAAUGCAAACAUCCUGAUGCACAAAUCAGGUCGUGUCAGACUGCUGGAACUCAGUUCUUCAUCACAAAUCAAAGAUUCAAUAUAACCUACAAAAAAUGUGAGGGAAUGACGGGAACAUUCGAUGGAGUUGUAGAAUUUGCGUGUUUAGGGGAUUGGUUUGUUGGGAAAAACCAUUAUUUUGCUGUUGCAAAUACUAAGGAAUCUAGGAAAGACGAGAAGUAUAGGUGCUUUUUGAAAAAUAGGGACGACGAUUUGUUUCUUGGUGUGUCUAUCACAGCAGAAUGUAAUACGUUGAAAACUGUUGAAAAGAGUCCUGAAAGAUUACAUGUAACACCAGUGAAAGCAGAAGUUGUCGAUGCCGCCUGUCGGUUGCCCCAAAAUUUUACAGGAGAAUGGAUUAACACUGCUAAUAUCGAUGCAGAUGUUUAUAUCAAUGAAACUCACAUCAUUGAAACUUAUUACCCUGAUGAGGGUCGAUACAGGAGAACUAUUUAUGCUUGCCGGGAAAUUAGAGAUUCAAGGGUGAUGAUGGCUAGGCUUACCGUGGAUGGAUGUCAAAAAGAUUAUGUGUGUUUCGACUUUGUGCCGCAACAUCAUAACAUAAUAAGGUACAGGAAAGGUGUGGCUGUUAUCAAAGACGAUUACAGUACGGUUUGUUCGUGGGUUCAAUUCCCUAACAAGGAAAAAUGGAAGUACGAGCUGUUCCUGAAGAAAAAUCCUGUACCUAUCAGAUGUCCGGUUGCCGGAAAAUUCAAUUUUACACAAAAAGGAGACAUUCCUUUCCAAACAAGAAUUUUGGGUGGUGUUACCCAGAGUCCUCGUCCGGAGAUUUAUUGUAAAGAGUACAUAUCCGAUUUGUCUGUAUGCGAUACAGAACAGAAAGAAAUGGCUAUAGAUGAAAGUUAUUGUUUGUCAGUUGACCAUUUGGGAAGACCUGUUGACAUUUACAGUGACCCAGAUUACAAAAUGAAAUGCAUCGGUUACUGGAAAGAGAACCUCAAAUCUUACCUUAUCACUUACGAUGAACUCGAUCCAUUCUCAAAGUACAAAUGUUGGGUGUAUCAGAGGGCCGAUUUGAACAAAGUCCUCAUGUCUCAAGCAAUUGGACCUUUCUGUGAUUUAAACCAAGAUGUUAGGUCCUACAACUAUACUGAAGGUGCUGCGGUAGCAAUCGAAAUGACGGAGUAUGAGAGAGAACGUGAUGCUUGUCCGAUGCACUUUGAUGACGGUAGUAAUCCGUGGUUAGAAACUGAUAAUGCUAUUAUCGUGUUCAAUUUUGGCCUCAAAGGAUCUAGUUCAAGUCUGUGCAGCUCCUUUAUUUUGACUUUGGGUUCUAUAUUGACAGUUGUUGGUUACAGGUUCUAAGAGGUUCAACUAAAAUUUUGUUGUCGUUCAUGUGUUGUGAAAAAAUAGGACAAUUUAUUUCGAACAUUUGGAUAUGUACCUGCCUGAAUGAGCUUUAAUGUUAAGAACAUAAGAUGUAUUUUUUAAAAAUUGACUGAGAAUUCAUUUGAUGCAUUCUCAAUAUGAAAACGUUACAUCAUUUUUAAACUGUCUUAAUUAGCAUGAAUGAUGAUUAUUUCCUUUGCAAAUUGUCUUUGAAAGGAAAGUUUUAUUCCGUCCUUGGAAAAAAAUUAUAACCAGAUAUUGUUAUCAUGUUUUUGAAUUUUUUUCAGCAAUUUGAGUUUAAUGUAGACAUUUAUCUUGAUCCGUCCAGUAAUAAAUUUAUAUUUUUAUAAUUUCAUAUGUACUUCAAGGAAUAAAGUUUUUAAGUAUU